AUGACCGACGACGAGCACGCGGCCGGGGCAUGUACAGGACUGGACUCCAGCAGGGUUCGUCAUUUCCAAAACUUCCCAAUUCUAUGGAUUUUCGUCCAGCUAUCACUCGCAAUACUGUUGCUCUUCAGAAACCUGUGGUUUCGGUCGGCAGCACGGCUGAAGCUGCUGCUUCCCUCCGCCGGCCUUGCGGGUACACCGGCCCUCACGGCCUCCCGAAUCGCCGAUAUCGUCGCCAUGAUCGACGAGCACACCAUCGCCGGCACAAUGACCGGCAAGCAAGUCGCCGCGUUCUGCGCCAUGAUCAACGCCCACUGCCAUGAUGACACCGAAACGCUUCGCGAGGGCGUCGGCAGCACCCGCGACUACAAGCUGAUGCGCAGGCUCGGCAAAGGCAGCUGUGGCCGCGUCGUCAUGGCGCAGCACCGUGGCACCGGCCAGACCGUCGCCAUCAAGAGCAUCCAUGCCCGCCGCGGGAAGAGGCGCCCCGACAUCGGCGAGCUCCUGGCGGAGGCAUGCUUCCUAGCGGCAUGCCGCGGGCACCCCUGCCUCGUCGGCCUCCAUGGCAUCGUGCGAGACCCAGGCGGCUCAAGGGAGUACUGCCUCGUCAUGGACUACGUCGGGCCGAGCCUGAACGAUGCUCUUGACCGGCGCGUGGAGGAGCACGGCCAUGGAUUCCCCGAGGACUACGUGCGCCGUGUCAUGCGGCAGCUGCUGACAGGUGCCGCCACGAUGCAUCGGCGCGGCAUCAUUCACAGGGACAUCAAGCCCACAAACAUACUCGUCGACGACAAGGACAACAACAUCGUCAAGCUCUGCGACUAUGGCUCUGCGAUGCCCAUCGCCAAGGCGGAGCCCCCGUACGUGCAGGUAGGAACGGUCCCGUACAUGGCGCCGGAGAUGCUGCUGGAGAAGCCGGACUACGAUGAGCGCGUCGACCUGUGGUCGCUCGGGUGUGUCAUGGCAGAGCUGCUCUCUGGCCAGGUGUCGUUCCACUCUAUGAAGACAGCUAACGCUCUCGAGAAGAUAUUCGACGUGCUCGGUGCCCCGGGCGAGAGAACAUGGCAGGGCUUCAAAUCCACGCUCCUAGCCGAAGAGGUGCAGCAAUGGCGAGCACAGCAACAAGAAGUGCAGCGCCCAGACCAGUUGCGAGAGCUGUUCCCGGAGGAGAUGCUGUCUUCGGAGGGAUUCCAUGUCCUGAAGGGCCUCCUUACUUGCAACCCCACCAAGAGGCUGACCGCAGCCAGGGCGCUCCAGUGUCCCUGGUUCAAAGUCGAUGCUUCUGAAACUGAUGAUGCUUCAGGUUUCAGUUCCGGUGGCACGGGCCUUGGCCAGGCACACAGCAUUGUCACUAGCUGGGUGAUGAUCCGCGCUUGGGCAAGGUUCUUCAGGCAGGUAGCCUUGUCAUUAGUUCGGUUUCCCGUUGGUGCAUCGGCAUGGCUCACGAACAAGGCAUUGUUCAAGCACAUUGUCUUGUGAACUGGUAAUCAGCGUGCAACUUAUACUACAUGUUCUGUACUCGUGGCCAGGUAGCAAUCAAUCUGCAUAAAGAAG
Messenger RNA from Lolium rigidum, 1551 nucleotides. Its product is annotated as putative cyclin-dependent kinase F-2. NCBI's taxonomy places the organism in Eukaryota, Viridiplantae, Streptophyta, Magnoliopsida, Poales, Poaceae. Gene Ontology annotation, biological process: protein phosphorylation; regulation of mitotic cell cycle. The transcript has a single exon. The record is from RefSeq and is a predicted model, not a curated record. The coding region runs from base 1 to 1476 and encodes 491 amino acids. Gene Ontology annotation, molecular function: ATP binding; cyclin-dependent protein serine/threonine kinase activity. Gene Ontology annotation, cellular component: nucleus.